This is a messenger RNA of Prunus dulcis (almond), 2244 nucleotides long. RefSeq names its product receptor-like protein 9DC3. The transcript has 2 exons. The record is from RefSeq and is a predicted model, not a curated record. NCBI's taxonomy places the organism in Eukaryota, Viridiplantae, Streptophyta, Magnoliopsida, Rosales, Rosaceae. Bases 1 to 2244 code for a protein of 747 amino acids. Gene Ontology annotation, molecular function: protein binding.
AUGACUGGUCAUGUGAUCGGUCUCAACCUUGGUUCGGGUGGGCUUCAAGGCAAUAUCCAUUCCAAUAGCAGCUUAUUCUCCCUCGGCCAUCUCAAGAGGCUAGACCUCUCUGAAAAUGAUUUCAGAGGUUCCCCAAUUCCAUCCAAAUUUGGUGGCUUUGUAAGUAUGACUCACCUUGACCUCUCUUACUCCAAUUUCAGUGGCCCAAUCCCUUCCGAAAUUCCCCACCUUUCCACCUUGGUUUCACUCAAUCUUUCGCAAUAUUCAUUUCCAGUUGUGCCACAUGUUGAUACUCUUACUUUUAACAGAAUUGUUCAAAACCUAACCAAUCUUAGGGAGCUUGUUCUAAACGAAGUUGAUAUGUCAUCAAUUGUACUUGAUUCAUUCAAAAAUCUGUCUUCUUCUUUGAAAACUCUUGAACUCUCUGAUUGCCACUUGCAAGGAAAAUUCCCAGAAAGCAUUUUCCACCGACCAAAUCUUCGACUCCUAGACUUACGCUAUAACUAUAACCUCACAGGUUAUUUCCCCGAGUCUAACUGGAGCAGUCCACUCGAAGCCUUGCGGCUCUCUUCUACUAGAAUCUCAGUAGAUUGGCAUCACCUGACAAGAAAUUUCAAGUCUUUGAGAGAUUUGUCUCUCAGAAAUUGCAGUUUUGUAGGAUCAUAUCUUGCAUUUCUUGGUAACCUCACACAAAUCAUGCGGUUGGACCUCUCGUCUAACAAUUUUGGUGGCCAAAUCCCAUGGUCAUUCUUUUUAAACCUUGAGAGCCUCGUUUACUUGAAUCUUGCUUACAACAACUUUGUGGGUCAGUUUCCAGAAGUUGAUAGCAACUCGACAUCGAACUCUUCUUUAUAUGAUUUUUCAAAACAACAACUGGUGGGUCCUAUUCCUCGACACUUAACCGUGCUCAUUUUAUAUGAGAACCAACUCAACGGAAUAAUACCAUCUUGGUUAGGUAGUUUGCCAUCAUUGGAGUAUUUAGACCUCAGAAGUAACCAACUCAGCGGUAAUAUCAUUGAGUUCCAAACUCGCUCUUUGUUAUGGCUUUAUUUAAAUGAUAACAAGCUGGAUGGCCUGAUCCCAAGAUCAAUCUUUGAGCUUGAGAAACUUCAGUCGCUUGUUCUAUCAUCCAACCAACUCAGCGGUAAUAUCAUUGAGUUCCAAUCUCGUUCUUUGUCAAUGCUUUAUUUAAGGAAUAACAAGCUGGAUGGCCAGAUUCCAAGAUCAAUCUUUGAACUUGAGAAUCUUGAUUACCUUGAUCUAUCAUCCAACCAACUCAGCGGUAAUAUCAUUGAGUUCCAAUCUCGUUCUUUGUCAUUUCUUUAUUUAAAUGAUAACAAGCUGGAUGGCCUGAUUCCAAGAUCAAUCUUUGAACUUGAGAAGGCUACGGAACUUGAUCUAUCAUCCAAUAACUUGAGUGGCACUGUGGAGUUUGGAUCCAAACUCCAAAGUCUCAGGGAGCUUAAUCUUUCCUUUAAUCAUCUAUCCUUGAGCUUCAACCAUUUGAGAACCUGGCCUCAACUUGACUUACUAGGGAAUUUCAGUCAGAGCCUCUCUGUUUUGAAUCUACGGAAUAAUAAAUUUCAUGGUGUGAUUCCUGGCACAUUUUCUGAGGGAAACGUUUUGAGAAAUCUUGAUCUUAAUGAAAAUCAGUUGGAAGAGUCGUUGCCGCAAUCUUUGCUCAGAUGUAGAGAGUUGGAAGUUCUAGACCUUGGAAACAACAAAAUUCAAGACACAUUCCCAAAUUGGCUGGAAUCUCUUCCGAAGUUGCAGGUUCUUAUCUUGAGGUCUAACAAAUUCUCUGGUGAAAUAUGCUUUCCAAAAACUAAGUUUCCAUUCCAAAAAAUGCAUAUCAUAGACCUCUCCAACAAUCGGUUUAGCGGUCUCUUGCCAACAAAAUAUUUUGAAAAUUUGACGGCCAUGAUAAACUCGCAAGAACAUGGACUGAAAUAUAUGGGAGGGCUCUACUAUCAGGAUACUGUGGUAUUGACAAUUAAAGGCUUCGAAAUUGAAAUGAAGAAGAUCCUGACAUACUUCACAAUUAUUGAUUUCUCAAACAACACUUUUAGAGGAGAGAUUUCAAGUGUAAUUAGUAAGCUUAAAUCAUUGAAGGGGCUUAACUUUUCUCAUAAUGAGCUUACAGGUACAAUUCCACCAUCAUUUGGCGAAAUGAGCAAUCUUGAAUGGUUAGAUCUGUCUUCAAACAAACUUGUUGGGGAUAUUCCGGAGCAACUGGCAAAUUAG